Rotaria sordida is the source of this 333-nucleotide messenger RNA. Lineage: Eukaryota; Metazoa; Rotifera; Eurotatoria; Philodinida; Philodinidae. The record is from the annotation of a GenBank genome assembly.
AUGAAACUUGAAAUUUGCAAUUAUAGUGGAUAUAAAAUAUAUCCAGGUCAUGGUAAACGUGUUGUUAAAAUUGAUGGCAAGGUACACAUUUAUUUAAAUUCUAAAUGUCAACGAUCAGCAGAUAUGCGUCGAAAUCCUCGUCGUGUUACAUGGACUGUUUAUUAUCGACGAAAACAUAAGAAAGGUGCAGCUGAACAAGAAGUUAAAAAACGUACACGUCGUAAUGUUAAAUUUCAACGUGCUAUAACUGGUGUUACAUGGAAUGAAAUUCUUGCUAAACGUAAUCAACAACCAGAAUUUCGAAAAGCUCAACGACAAGAUGCUAUUAAGUAA